Messenger RNA from Saimiri boliviensis boliviensis (Bolivian squirrel monkey), 1562 nucleotides. Its product is annotated as olfactory receptor 5H2. The record is from RefSeq and is a predicted model, not a curated record. Gene Ontology annotation, cellular component: membrane. Gene Ontology annotation, molecular function: olfactory receptor activity; G protein-coupled receptor activity. NCBI's taxonomy places the organism in Eukaryota, Metazoa, Chordata, Mammalia, Primates, Cebidae. Gene Ontology annotation, biological process: G protein-coupled receptor signaling pathway.
UGGUCUUGGCCAGAGGCAUGCAUCCAAGCCUACUUGAUGGCCAUCUUGCAGACUGUAACCCCUUAUAAGAAAUAAGUCUUCUCUCCUUUUCUAAAUUUGCAAAUUGUGAUUUUCUUAAGUUAACACACAUUACACGCAUUCCUGUCAUCUGUGAGGCAUUUACAAGUAGAUUAUUUGAUCACACUUUUAGAUUUAAAAUAAUUGCAUUUAUUUUGAUUUCUUCUAUUUCCCAAUAAAAUUUCCAUCUAUUACAGAAAUAUGAAAGAAUAUUAAAAGGGUAUUGCAAUAAGAGUAUGUUUUUAUAUCAACUUCUCUUCCCCACUAUUUGCUUUAUAAGUCUUAGUGAGUGCUCUUUUACAUUUAUUGCAUUUUAUUUCAGGGAUAUCUAAUGAGGACAUGGAACAGAAUAAUGCAACAUUGCUGACAGAAUUUGUUCUCACAGGACUUACAUAUCAACCAGAGUGGAAAAUAACCCUGUUUUUGGUGUUCCUGGUGAUAUAUCUCAUGACUAUUGUGUGGAACCUUGGUCUGAUUGUACUUAUCUGGAAUAAUCCACAACUUCACAUCCCCAUGUACUUACUUCUUGGGAGUUUAGCCUUUGUUGAUGCUUGGAUAUCUUCCACAGUAACUCCCAAAAUGUUGGUUAAUUUCUUGGCCAAAAACAAGAUGAUAUCUUUGUCUGAAUGCAUGAUUCAGUUUUUUUCCUUUGCAUUUGGUGGAACCACAGAAUGUUUUCUCUUGGCAACAAUGGCAUAUGAUCGCUAUGUAGCCAUAUGCAAACCUUUACUAUAUCCAGUGAUUAUGAACAACAGACUAUGCAUACAGCUGUUAGUCUUGUCAUUUUUAGGUGGCUUCCUGCAUGUCUUAAUUCAUGAAGUCCUUAUAUUCAGAUUAACCUUCUGCAAUUCCAACAUAAUACAUCAUUUUUACUGUGAUAUUAUACCAUUGUUUAUGAUUUCAUGUACUGACCCUUCUAUUAAUUUUCUAAUGGUUUUUAUUUUGUCUGGCUUAAUUCAGGUAUUCACCAUUGUGACAGUUCUUAACUCUUACACAUUUGCUCUUUAUACAAUCCUAAAAAAGAAGUCUGUCAGAGGCAUAAGGAAAGCCUUUUCCACAUGUGGAGCUCAUCUCUUAUCUGUCUCUUUAUAUUGUGGCCCCCUUCUCUUUAUGUAUGUGCACCCUGCAUCUCCCCAAGCAGAUGAUCAAGAUAUGAUAGAUUCUCUGUUUUAUACCAUCAUAAUUCCUUUGUUAAAUCCUGUUAUCUACAGUCUGAGGAAUAAGCAAGUAAUAGAUUCAUUCACAAAAAUGGUAAAAAGAAAUGUUUAGAUCUCACAGCAAUAUCUCCCAUUUUUAGUAAAAAGAAUUUCACAGGUUAGAUAAGGUUGUGUUUUGUUAAGUGUUCAAAGUUUUUGUAGUUAUAAUCGUCUUAGCGUUUUAAUUACUUAAGGUUUUAUACCUAAUAAACUUCAUAAAAUAUUUAGAUGUAUUAUUCAAAAGUAUACAAGGAAUUUUAAACAGGUGUUCAUGUCAUAUUGGAAUAAUUAAAGCAGAAAACAAAUGAA